Messenger RNA from Zingiber officinale, 1006 nucleotides. RefSeq names its product accelerated cell death 11-like. Gene Ontology annotation, biological process: intermembrane lipid transfer; ceramide transport. The transcript is spliced from 4 exons. The record is from RefSeq and is a predicted model, not a curated record. Gene Ontology annotation, cellular component: cytoplasm; membrane; cytosol. Bases 81 to 689 code for a protein of 202 amino acids. Gene Ontology annotation, molecular function: ceramide 1-phosphate transfer activity; ceramide 1-phosphate binding. NCBI's taxonomy places the organism in Eukaryota, Viridiplantae, Streptophyta, Magnoliopsida, Zingiberales, Zingiberaceae.
CGUUUUUUCCUAUUUUCUAUUGCUUGUUGCUGGAAAAGUUAGAUCGGAAGACGGCGGAGAGACCGAGAGAGAAGGGAGAAAUGGAGGGAGGAAGGGAGAAGCCCUUGAGGCGGAUCGCGGAGGCGUUUGAGGGCUUGGCUGCUAACUCCCAGACGGCGCCCAUGGAGGUUGAUGCCUUCUCCCGGGCCUGCUCCCAAGUUUCCGUCCUCUUCAGAUGUUUAGGAGUCGCGUUCAAGUUUGCGGAGAUGGAUUAUGUGGCCAAGGUUGAAGAUCUGUCUGAGGCAUCAAAAUCUAUCUCAACAUUGAACAAUUUGCUUGAAAUAGAUAUUCAACAGGAUUGCGUUAGACGUGGUGGGAGCCAUUCUCGUAAUCUACUUCGAGUGAAGCGUGGGCUUGACAUGGUUAAGGUGUUGUUUGAACAAAUUCUUCAAAAAGAUGGAAAUUCCCUGAGGGAUCCAGCAUCAGUAGCCUAUGCAAAGGUAUUUGCUCCUCACCAUGGCUGGGCAAUAAGGAAAGCAGUUGCUGCGGGAAUGUAUGCCCUUCCUUCAAAAGCACAGCUAUUGAGGAAGCUGAAUGAAGACGAAGCAUCUGCGAGGACUUAUAUGCAGACUUACAUCAUAUGUUCUGGUCCUGUCAUCAACUCUAUUGAAGACCUAUUUAACGUUAGGCAAUUGGGCAUAGAUUGGUGAGCAAAGAUAACGCAAUAGCCUCUCAAUUUAACAAUGGGAGUUUAGCAAAAUCCAUGUUAACUCAUAUGCCUCAAACGUGCAUAAUGGAAUGAAUAAGGACUAAAGAUUUGAUGUAAAAAUAUUGCUACCCUGCGGCAAACAUGGUUGCGUUAGAUUUUAAUUUGUCAAGGUUAAUGCUCAACACAAGAUGUUAUUCAAAACAAGAUGAGUUGAACAUUAUAUAAUUUGGAGAUGAACUGUGAGGAUCAUUAUAUAUGAUGUUUGUAACACGAAUAUUUGCACUGGUGUGAAUCUCGCUAUUCGAUGCUUGAAGAUCA